CAGUGACGGCCUCCAGGGCGGGGCGGGGCCGGGCGAGGUUCGGCGGAGCUCGGUGCUGAGCGCGCGACCUCCGGCCUGAGGCCGCUGCUGAGCAUGCGCAACCCAGGCGGCGCCGGCCGGGGUCCGCGGCGACCGGAGGGAUCGAGAAAGAGGAAGUGGGUCGUUUCGGUUCUGUGACCGUAGUCACCGCUGUCAGGGAGCGCGGGUGAGCGGCAGUUCACUGCCCCCUUCCCAGAAGAGCCAGAAAUGACCAAGUCCCUGGGAUCUGUGUCGUUCAAGGAUGUCACUGUAGACUUCAGCAGAGAGGAGUGGCAGCAGUUGGACCUCGCUCAGAAAAGCCUGUACAGGGAUGUGACGCUGGAGAACUAUUUCAACCUGCUCUCAGUGGGGUGUCAAGUUCCCAAACCAGAAAUCGUUUUCCACUUGGAGCACGGAGAAGAGCCGUGUCUGUUGGAUGGUGAAAUCUCAAGUCAGAGCUGUCUAGGUGGGAAUAUUGGCUUCAAAACUUCAUUACAGGGAAUGUCUGAAGAAGUUUCAGUCCAGUUUGAGAGAAUUAAUCUCUUCACAAGAGAUGACCCAUAUUCCAUUUUAGAAGAAUUGUGGCAAGGUGAUGAACAGACAAGGAGAUAUGAGGGAAACCAGAACAAACAUUUAAGUCAUGUCACCUUCAUCAACAAGGAAACACUAACUAAUGGGAGGGACUGUGAGUGUAAGGACCUUGGGAAAAUAGUUCCUGUAAACACACACCUUGUUCCUUCAAGAAAAAGACUCUGUAGCCAUGACUCUUUUGGAAAGAGUUUGAAGCCUAUUGUAAGCUCAUGUAAUUAUAAUGAAAACAAUGCAACAGAAAAUCUUGAUGAGAUUGUGGGAUGUAGUAAUAUUUUCACUCAUAUGAAUUCUCAUACAGAAAUGAAUGCUUGUGAAUGUAAUCAAUGUAAGAAACUUCUGAGUCAUAAGCAAGUUCUCAUUCAACAUCAAAAAGUUCAUACUGGGGAGAACCUCUGUUUAUUUUCUGAUUGUAUAAAAAUUUUCACCCAGAAGUCACACUUCUUUGCACUUCAAAGUAUUUACACUGAAGAGAAACAGCUUGAUUGCAGCAAAUGUGAGACAGUCUUCACCCAGAACUCCCAACUUCCUGUACCUCAGAAGGUUUAUACAGGAGAGAAACCCUAUAUAUGCGCUAAAUAUGAGAAGGACUUUUCCCUCAGGUCAAACCGUGAGAAAACUCAUACUGAGGAGAAUCACUAUAAAUGCAAUAAAUAUGGAAAAGUUUUUAUCCAGAAGUCAGAUCUGUUUAGCUACCAGGGAAUUCAUACUGGAGAAAAACCCUAUGAAUACAGUGAAUGUGGGGAAAACAUCUCACAGAAUUCAAACCUCAAUGUACAUAAAAAAAAAAUUCAUACUGGAGAGAAGCAUUUUGGAUGUACUGAAUGUGGAAAAGCCUUCACAAGGAAAUCAACACUAAUUAUGCAUCAGAAAAUUCAUACAGGAGAAAAACCCUAUGUAUGCACCGAAUGUGGGAAAGCCUUUAUCCGGAAGUCACAUUUUAUUACACAUGAGAGAAUUCAUACUGGAGAGAAACCUUAUGAAUGCAGUGACUGUGGGAAGUGCUUUAUAAAGAAGUCACAACUCCAUGUGCAUCAGCGAAUUCACACAGGAGAGAAUCCUUUCAUAUGUUCAGAAUGUGGCAAGGUCUUCACUCACAAGACGAAUCUCAUUAUACACCAGAAAAUUCAUACUGGAGAGAGACCCUAUAUAUGUACUGAAUGUGGGAAGGCCUUUACUGACAGGUCAAAUCUCAUUAAACACCAAAAAAUCCAUACUGGAGAGAAACCCUAUAAAUGCAGUGACUGUGGAAAAUCAUUCACCUGGAAGUCACGGCUGAGGAUACAUCAAAAAUGUCAUACUGGAGAGAGACAUUAUGAAUGCAGUGAAUGUGGGAAAGCAUUCAUUCAGAAGUCAACACUAAGUAUGCACCAGAGAAUUCAUAGAGGAGAAAAGCCCUAUGUUUGCACUGAAUGUGGGAAGGCCUUCUUCCACAAGUCACAUUUUAUUACACAUGAGAGAAUUCAUACUGGAGAGAAACCUUAUGAAUGCAGUGAUUGUGGGAAAUCCUUCACUAAGAAAUCCCAGCUCCAUGUACAUCAGCAAAUUCACACAGGAGAAAAACCCUACAGAUGUGCUGAAUGUGGAAAGGCUUUCACUGACAGAUCAAAUCUCUUUACACACCAGAAAAUUCAUACUGGAGAGAAACCCUAUAAAUGUAGUGACUGUGGAAAAGCCUUCACUCGGAAGUCAGGCCUCCAUAUACAUCAGCAGUCUCAUACUGGAGAAAGACAUUAUGAGUGCAGUGAAUGUGGGAAAGCCUUUGCAAGAAAAUCAACACUAAUUAUGCAUCAGAGAAUUCAUACAGGGGAGAAACCCUACAUUUGUACUGAAUGUGGAAAGUCCUUCAUCCAGAAAUCACACUUAAAUCGACAUCGGAGAAUUCAUACUGGGGAGAAACCAUAUGAAUGCAGUCACUGUGGGAAGGCCUUCAUUAAGAAGUCACAACUCCAUGAGCAUCAUCGAAUUCACACAGGAGAGAAACCAUAUAUAUGUGCAGAAUGUGGAAAGGCCUUCACCAUCAGAUCAAACCUUAUAAAACACCAGAAAAUUCAUACUAAACAGAAACACUAUAAAUCCACUGACUUUAGGAAAGCUUUAAACUGGAAGCCACAACUCAGUAUACAUCAGAAAUCUGAUACUGGGGAAGCUGAGUGCCCAGUGCCAUGAUCAUGGUAUGGAGAUACAAAGUUUUGAGAGGCUACAGCUUGACCAAGAAGCAGGAGGUAACCAAAGCCAACUUUCCUCUAUCUAGUCAGAAGUAUGAAUACCUGGAUCACACAGCCAAUGUCCAGUUACACAUAUGGAGAGAUACUUUGCAGAGAGUCUUUAAGCACCGUAUGAUGGCCGUGGUUGCUUACUUGACAGAUACUAGGGUCGUCAAGCCCCUGAAAAUAGUAGUAAAUAUGCAAGGAGAUGCCUUGACAAUCUUUCUGGCUUCAUGUUUUGGAUAAGCAGCUUUAUAAAUUUAGGCCUGUUGAGUUUUUCAUGCCCUGGGUAGCAAAAAUAUUCACUAUUGACCAAAGGAAUUUCUUAAUGAGUAGAGUGCUAAGAAAAUUUUUUGUUGUCUAGGCACCCUAUGGACACUGAAAUCAAGGAAAAAGUAUAGACAAUUCAGGUCUAUAAUGAAGAGAAGCCAGAAGUUUUUGUGAAAAUUGACAUUAAAGACACAAAGAAAGGACUCUUUUUUUUCUUUUCUUUGGGAAGUCACUAUUAUUUAUUGUUUAUAGUAUUUAUUAGCAUGUGGAAACUUGGAUUAAAAAAUUUUAAAUUUACAGUUUCACUCAGAUUGGCAAAUCGGGUCUGCAGGCUUACCUCAACAUUCACAGACAUCUUUAGGUAACCAGUAUGUUCUCUCUUUUAUUAAUUCUCUGCCAUGGCAGCAAGUAACUUCCACCCAAGAGGUAGAAAGUGCUCCCAGCCUGUUUCCCAAAAAUGAUCGAUGAUGUAGGCAGUAGCCCCAUGGACUAGUUGUCACCUUAGAACUGGCCCUGAGAUCCUGGAACUUAGCUACAGAUUACAAAUCUAGAUAUCAGCACUGGAGUCUCGGCCUGGUCCACAGAAACCUAGCUGUUUACUGAUUUCUCUUUGAAAAAGAGACAAGUUAUGAAAAUGGGUUUCAAAACCUAGAAUUCUUUCCUUCCAAUUUUGUUAAUACAUUCUCUUCAUAUUCAUUACGUGGUAGGUUAUUAUGGGACACAGUUGUCUUGCAUUUGAGCUUGUUUUCUUAGAAGACAGUUGCACAUUUGGAAGAGUACCCCUCCCAUGCACUCCCAGUCUGCAGAUUAAUCUUAUUUAAUUGUGUUCUCAAAUCCUCUAUAUUCUUAUGGACUAUUCUGCCUUUUAUUCUAUCAGAUCCUGAAAGAAGUGUGUUAUAAUCUUCCAGGAUAAUUGUGAAUUUGUCUCCUUUAGAUCUACCAAUUUUUGCUUUAUAUAUUUUGAGUCUUUGUUUUUACAUACAUUCAAAUUUAAAAUUUUUAUACUCUUCCUGGUUAAUUGAAACUUAAACAUUAUGAAAUGUCCCUUUUUAUAUCUAGUGAUGCUUUUUGUCUUAAAAUUUACUGUGUCAGCUGUUAAUACAAUAUGCAUACUUUACUUACUAAAGGCUAAUAUAAAUUAGUAUUCACCCCACUUCCUGGACAAGCUGAGGAGUUACAGCAUUGUCUGUUUGUUUACUUCUGGACGUGUAUGGUAUUGAUGCCGUGCAUUUGAAUUCUGUGUGUAGUCAAUGUGGCCAUUGUUUCAGUCAAUUUUUAUUUAGAUUAGUCCACACAUUUAUGCUUUUCAUUACUUUUUUAUUCCUUCUUGUCCUUUAGGUUUCCCUCUAGAAUCAUUUUCCUUCUGACUGAAGAACCUUUUAGUAUUUCUUUUAGUAUGUUUUUGCUAGUGACAAAUUCUGGGUUUUU
Molecule: messenger RNA, 4511 nt
Organism: Equus quagga
Lineage: Eukaryota; Metazoa; Chordata; Mammalia; Perissodactyla; Equidae
Product: zinc finger protein 484-like
Exons: 5
Coding region: 247-2775 (842 amino acids)
Biological process (GO): negative regulation of transcription by RNA polymerase II
Molecular function (GO): DNA-binding transcription repressor activity, RNA polymerase II-specific
Source: RefSeq, a predicted model, not a curated record